AUGGUUGAAGGCGUGACUGACAACAAAAGGAGCUCGUUGACUUUAGACUUUGAACGGAUAAACAACGCUACCUUGGGGUUUGAGAAGGUGUUUGUCGUCAAUCUUGCGGAGAGGACAGACAAACGUGAUGGCCUGUCGCUGACGGCAGCAUUGACGGAUAUCAAGCUUGAUUGGACAAGAGCCAUGCGCGGCUCGGACGUGGGCGACAAGGCACUGCCGUUGGGGGUGGACAGGAAGGAAUGGAGGGACGGGGGGAUUGGAUCUUGGCGUAGCCAGAUGAAUGUCAUUCGAAGCAUUGUCGAGGACAGCAUAGCCAGCGCACUGAUUCUCGAAGACGAUGCGGACUGGGAUGUGCGUCUGAAGGAGCAGCUGGUGCGUUUCGCCGAGGGCUCGCGGGUGGAUUCCAUCAGACCAACGAUGCCGCACUCGCCAUAUGGAGACGGGUGGGAUAUUCUCUGGCUGGGCCAUUGUGGCGACACCUUUCCCGAGCGCAUCCCGGGCCACCACAUCAUUGACACGGACUCGGCACGGUACAAAUACUAUGCCGUACAUAAUGACGAGACCAUGCCUCCACCAGAGCACACAAUGAGCUGGAUAAGCGGCGACUUGAAACGCCACCCGGCCACACGUUGGGUGCAUUUCAGCGGUGGGCCAACUUGUAGCGCUGGAUAUGCCCUAUCCCAGGCCGGGGCCCGCAAGGUACUACUAGCCCUAAGUGUUGGCGGCACCUUGGUUGCUCAACUCGACAACGCCAUUUCCGACCUGUGUCGUCACCAUACACCCUGGGAUGCCCCUGAGGAUAUUGAGGGUCCCCCAGGUUAUCCAGGCGCCCGGAUGCGUUGUCUUAGUGUCACGCCUGCCCUUGUUUCACAGCACAAACCCCGAGGUAGGAGAGCCGCAGACUCCGAUAUUGAGCCCAUAUACAACGUUGAUGCAGUCAGAGACGUCGGCGAGUCCCCAAAUUUGGUCUGGAGUGCGAGAUUGAAUGCCCAGAACUUGAUACUGGGCUUGCCAAUGCAGCAUCAAUUUGUAGCCCACGAGGAAAAGGGGGCGAUGGACUAUAAUCUUCAUAUCCGGAAUAGCUGA
Messenger RNA from Pseudomassariella vexata, 1086 nucleotides. Its product is annotated as family 25 glycosyltransferase. The transcript is spliced from 4 exons. NCBI's taxonomy places the organism in Eukaryota, Fungi, Ascomycota, Sordariomycetes, Amphisphaeriales, Pseudomassariaceae. The coding region runs from base 1 to 1086 and encodes 361 amino acids. The record is from RefSeq and is a predicted model, not a curated record.